Molecule: messenger RNA, 3255 nt
Organism: Solanum lycopersicum (tomato)
Lineage: Eukaryota; Viridiplantae; Streptophyta; Magnoliopsida; Solanales; Solanaceae
Product: glucan endo-1,3-beta-glucosidase 6-like
Biological process (GO): carbohydrate metabolic process
Cellular component (GO): plasma membrane
Molecular function (GO): hydrolase activity, hydrolyzing O-glycosyl compounds
Source: RefSeq, a predicted model, not a curated record
CUUGAACCAACUUUUUCUUGAAAAUCAAAAGCUACAAAAAGCUUGUAACUUUUGAUGAAAAAGCAAGUGUAAACAACAAUGAGAAAAGGUUGCAUAAACCUUGAAACACGUAGAUUUUGGUUGGAAAGCAGGGUACUGUCGAUGAUUCUUUUCAAUAUCCUUAUAGAAAUGAGUCAAUUACCUCUUCAACUUUUUCUGGGGUCAUAUCUUUUCUCUAAACUUUAUUUUAUUUUGCCCCACUAAGUCACACAUUUGUCAUCAUUUUAUGUUAAAAAAAACACACCAGGUGAUCGAUUCUUAUCAUCUGUCCUAGUCUUGGUGGAUACAAUUAUCCGAUAAUUGUUGCUGGUGGGAUGUGACAGGUGAUCGAUUUUUCUCAUAUGUCCUAGUCUUGAUGGAUACAGUUAUUCGAUAAUUGUUGCUGGUAGGAUGUGACAGGCGAUCGAUUCUUCUCAUCUGUCCUAGUCCUUAUUGUUGACGCUUGCUUAUGACUCAAGUAUGCUAAAUUCCACUUUGAUUGUUAUAGGAAAUAAUACAUUAUACAAAGCAAAAUAUAAAACUGAACAAAGCACAUAAGCAAAGACUAACAAACUAAAGUUUUGAAUGAUAUAAUCUUCAUUGAUAUAAAGUUUAGAUUCUUAUCAAAUUCUUCUCUUUCCCCUCCAUUGUCCCUCCAAAAAAGGAAAAAAGUAAUAUAAAAUACUACUAUAAAAAGAAAAAGAAGUAUAUUUUUCAAUCUUACAACUUUUGGAAGUGUAAGAUGGCUUUUUCCCCUGGCUACUAAUUUAGAUAUGGAUUUUCUGUCAUAACAUCUUGUCAUUCUCUUAUCUUGCUUCUGUCUUCUCUUUUCAUCCUUCUCAUUGGUCUUUCUUCACUAAGAACGUCUCGAGAGAUCUUCAUCCUCAUAAGUAAAUGAUGACGAUGAUGAGUGGUGUAGUUUGUAGGCAUAUAUUGAUACUUGGAAUUGUAACUUUAGUGUUUAUAACAAUGGCGCGGAGAUGUUUGAGUGUGGGAGUGAACUGGGGUACUAUGGCAUCUCAUCAGUUAGCAGCAGAGAGUGUAGUGAAGAUGCUUAAAGAAAAUGGAUUUGAUAAAGUGAAAUUAUUUGAAGCAGAUGACAAGAUUUUGAGUGCUUUAAUAGGUAGUGAUAUUGAAGUGAUGCUUGCAAUUCCUAAUUAUAUGUUACAAGAUAUGAGUACUGACCCUGGAAUGGCAGCUUCUUGGAUUGAUGCUAAUGUUUCUGCUUAUGCUUACACUCAUGGAGUCAAAAUCAGGUAUGUAGCAGUAGGAAAUGAGCCUUUUCUUCAAACAUACAAUGGAACUUAUCUACAUUCCACUUUUCCAGCUCUGAGAAAUGUUCAAGAAGCUAUCAACCAUGCUGGAUUAGGGCCAGAGGUGAAAGCAGUUGUUCCUUUAAACGCGGACAUUUACUACUCCCCUGACUCGAAUCCUUUCCCUUCAGCAGGCGAUUUCAGGCCAGAGAUACGCGAUUUAGCCAUUCAAAUUGUUCAAUAUCUCGACUCAAAUGAUGCUCCUUUCGUGGUAAACAUUUACCCUUUCCUCAGUCUCUAUGCAAACAAUUACUUCCCAUUCGAGUAUGCCUUCUUUAAUGGUUCAAACAAGCCUAUGAAAGAUGGCGAUUGUGUUUACACCAACGUGUUUGAUGCCAAUUUCGAUACUCUUGCUUGGUCUUUGAAGAAAGCUGGAUUUCCCAACAUGAAAAUCAUAGUCGGAGAAGUAGGAUGGCCAACAGAUGGAGACAAACACGCGAAUAUUGAAAAUGCAAAGAGAUUCAACCAAGGGUUGAUUCAACAUGCUUUGAGUGGAGAAGGAACCCCUACAAGGAAGGGGAAAAUUGACGUUUACUUGUUCAGCUUGAUUGAUGAGAAUACUAAAAGCAUUGCUCCUGGUAACUUUGAGAGGCAUUGGGGAAUCUUCGAGUUUGAUGGUAAGCCUAAAUAUGAGCUAGCUAUAGGCUUAUCUGAAAAACCACUCGCUGCAGUAGAAGGCGUAACAUAUAUGCAUAAAAGAUGGUGUGUACUGAAGCCACACUUACCAAAAGAUGCACAAAUUUACCUGGCAAAGAGUGUUGAAUACGCGUGUAGUCGUUCUGAUUGUACUGCAUUGAGCUAUGGUUCUUCCUGUAAUCAUCUGAGUGAACAAGGAAAUACUUCAUAUGCUUUCAAUAUGUAUUAUCAAUUCAAUAACCAGAACAGUUUGGACUGUGAUUUUCAAGGCUUGGCUAUGGUAACUCAUAACGAUCCAUCCGACGACAAGUGCCAUUUCCCUCUCAUGGUUACUGAUGGUCCUAAAGUUAUGCUGUUGCACAAGAACUUACUCUACAUCAUACUGGCUGUUCUACAAGGAUUUCUAGUAGUUUUGUUGCUUGUUUCUUAGAUAAGUCAUGAUGAUUUUGAUGUAAUUAACUAGUAGCAGAAUAUAGGUUCUUUUUUUUUUUUUACAGAAUUGAUAUUCUAAGCAUUCAUAUUUCUAACACCGUAAAUAUGACCCUUAACAGUUACUACUUCUUUUUGCAUUUAGAGUAACAUAUUCCAUGAGAGCUUGGAGUACCAAAGGUGAAAUAAUUUAUUUUAGGGAAAAUUAAACUUAUACUACAUAAUUAUUCAUCAUAGCUAUAGUUUGAUAUAAUUAUCACUCGCGACUAACAUUAUACAUUAUCGAACUGAUAUACAUAUACAAAUAACAUUAUACAUUAUCGAAAGAUUGUAACUCUUUUUUCCAUUUUUGCUUUACUAUAAAGUUCAUUGUAACGGUUAUAUUGCACUUUUGUGUUAUAUUUAUCAAGAAGUAGGUGUCGACCAAGUCUAGAUUAAACUCCCUUGAAAUUUAAUGAAGUUAUUAAUUAACUUUACCGUUCAUUAAGAAAUGUACAAUCAUUAAGAGUCUUUUGUGAUGAAAUAAGUUACAAAUGGGCACCAAUAAUUCAUUACAUAAUAUUCUCUCUGUACAAAUUUAUAUGAUGUAGUAUGACUAGGUUUUUUAAAAAAAAGAACGAUUUUUAACGGUAGUUUAAAAUAAGUCAUAGAUGUUUGUGUAGCUAUAAAUCAUAAAAUCGAAAUUUUAAAGUUAAAUUGUUAUCAAAAAAGGUGCGACAUUUUUUUUAUCUUCCCAUCAUAAUAUCCCACAAGUUACGUCAUAGUAAGGACAAAAACUAAAGACCAACUCAUUAGCAAAUUGUGCAAUUAAUCUAAGAAGAUUGAACUUAAAGAAAAGGUGUUAAUACAUAAAUAAAAA